UCAACUGAAUGCUGUUCUAGUAAAAUUUUUCUCAGGAAACAAACACUACUUUUUCCCCCGCCAUCUCUACCCCUUUACGCAGCCCUCCCUCUCACUAUAUAGUGUGAAAGAAAGCUCAAUGAACUCACCAAAUGAAACCCCUGAUCAAUUCUCCCAAUUCCCCCUUCCGCAUUUCACUCUCACUCCACCUUUACCAAACCCUAACCCUAAUUUCCCUCCAACCCCAAACUCAACUCCCCCAAACUCAACUCCAACACUAACCCCAGUCCUCGAUUCUAACACCAAUGCUACACCUUCUCUCGAUGACCAACUUCUACCCUUCCCAGUUCCCAAAAAGCGACGACGCGGCAGGCCCCGACGCACUGCCUCAACGUCAUCGUUUCAACUCCUUACCUUCCCCAAUGAUUCAUUCAACCCCAAUGUUCCAUACUCUGACCCUAACCCUUAUUCGAUUCCCUCAUCAGUAGCGGCGUCGACACAAACUUCACAACCCAAAAUUGCCGACGAGAUCAUUGUUAUCAAUAAAGAAUCGACGGCUGAGGCUCUCACCGCUCUUUCCGCUGGAUUCCCUGCUGAUUCUCUCACUGAGGAAGAAAUUGACUUCGGCGUAGUUUCCUCUGUUGGUGGCAUCGAGCAGGUAAAUUACAUUCUUAUUCGAAAUCACAUUAUUGCGAAAUGGCGUGAAAAUAUAUUCAAUUGGGUGACUAAAGAAAUGUUUGUUGAUUCUAUACCACAACAUUGUCGUACGCUCUUAGAUUCUGCUUAUGAUUAUUUGGUUACUCAUGGAUAUAUAAAUUUUGGGGUUGCCCCAGCAAUCAAGGACAAAGUUCCUGUCGGUCUUAGUAAAGGUAAUGUGGUUAUCAUUGGUGCUGGAUUGGCGGGGCUGGCUGCGGCUAGACAGCUAAUGAGGUUCGGAUUUAAGGUGACGGUUUUGGAAGGGAGGAAGAGAGCAGGUGGGAGGGUUUAUACAAAGAAGAUGGAAGGAGGGAAUAGGGUAAGUGCAGCUGCGGAUUUAGGUGGGAGUGUAUUAACAGGUACAUUGGGGAAUCCAUUAGGGAUCAUGGCAAAACAAUUGGGUGCUUCGCUUUUUAAGGUGAGGGAUAAGUGUCCACUUUAUCGGAUGGAUGGGAGUCCAGUGGAUCCAGAUAUGGAUAUGAAGGUGGAGACGGCUUUUAAUCGGCUUUUGGAUAAGGCUAGUAAGCUUAGGCAGUUAAUGGGGGAGGUUUCCAUGGAUGUUUCACUUGGGGCAGCAUUAGAGACGUUUAGACAGGUUUAUAGAGAUGCAGUAACUGAAGAGGAGAUUAAUCUGUUCAAUUGGCAUCUUGCAAAUUUAGAAUAUGCAAAUGCAGGAUUGGUUUCAAAGCUUUCACUUGCAUUUUGGGACCAAGAUGAUCCAUAUGACAUGGGAGGGGAUCAUUGUUUCUUGCCUGGAGGGAAUGGAAGGUUGAUUCAGGCUCUAGCAGAGAAUGUGCCUAUUUUAUAUGAGAAGACUGUGCAUACUAUUAGGUAUGGAAGUGAUGGAGUGCAGGUUACGGCAGGAAAUCAGGUGUUUGAAGGUGAUAUGGCACUAUGUACUGUUCCUCUUGGAGUUUUAAAGAGUGGGUCAAUAAAGUUUGUUCCUGAGUUGCCUCAGAGGAAACUUGAUGGGAUAAAGAGGUUGGGAUUUGGGUUGUUGAAUAAGGUCGCUAUGCUUUUCCCUUAUGUAUUUUGGGGUACAGAUCUUGAUACCUUUGGGCAUCUUACCGAAGAUCCAAGUCGCCGAGGGGAGUUUUUUCUAUUUUAUAGCUAUGCAACAGUUGCUGGUGGUCCUCUCUUGCUUGCUUUAGUAGCAGGAGAAGCUGCACAUAGGUUUGAGACUCUGCCUCCUACAGAUGCAGUAACCCAAGUUCUCCAAAUUCUCAAGGGUAUAUAUGAACCGCAAGGAAUCACUGUCCCUGAACCCCUCCAAACCGUCUGUACUAGAUGGGGUGGUGAUCCCUUUAGCCUAGGUUCAUACUCUAAUGUUGCUGUGGGAGCAUCUGGAGAUGACUAUGACAUAUUAGCAGAAAGUGUGGGGGAUGGAAGACUUUUCUUUGCUGGGGAGGCCACUACACGUCGAUACCCUGCCACCAUGCAUGGAGCUUUUCUUACUGGGCUCAGGGAAGCUGCAAAUAUGGCUCAAUAUGCCAACGCUCGGACUGCAAAGAAAAAGAUAGACAGGAGUCCUUCAAAUAAUGUUCAUUCUUGUGCUUCCCUCCUUAUGGAUUUGUUCAGAGAACCUGAUUUGGAAUUCGGGAACUUUUCUGUUAUUUUUGGUCGAAAGAAUGCUGAUCCAAAGUCACCAGCAGUGUUGAGGAUAACAUUCAGCGAGCCCCGAAAGAAGAAUCAGGAAGGUUCAAAGACAGAUCAGCAACAUUCUAAUAAGGUGCUUUUUCAGCAGCUACAGUCACAUUUUAAUCAGCAGCAACAGCUACAUGUUUACACAUUGUUAUCUAAGCAACAGGCACUUGAGUUGAGAGAAGUGAGAGGUGGUGAUGAGAUGAGGUUGAACUACCUCUGUGAAAAUCUGGGAAUUAAGCUGGUGGGACGGAAGGGUUUGGGACCUAAUGCUGAUUCUGUCAUUGCAUCUAUAAAAGCACAGAGGGGUGUCCGGAAACCCUCAACAACUCCUGUGGUUCUAAAAUCUGGGGCAUCGAAGAUGAAACCAGGCACUUUAAAGCAAAAAUUCAUUAGGAGGGCUAAAAUAGUCCGCAACACUAAAGGGUUGAUUCCAGCUCUGGUUCCGAAUGCAGCAAAUGGCAAUAUGCCAGAGGAAAUGAAAGUGAUAAAGCAGGCUCCUCCUGACUCCUCUGCUUCGGGGCAAAACCAAGGUGAGAUGUUGAAGCAAUGAGCUGGGUAUGUCGGUGUGUCCUUUUCUGAAGAUCUUGAGAGUUCUUGGUCAGUGACAUUGCCUAAGCCUGACUAUUCUGUUGUCCCCCCAAAAAAAAAAAAAUAAAUGCGUAGAGCUUGCAUUAUUGCUGUUCCCAUCAUUGGUUAAACUCUCAGCUCAAUCGGUUUUACUGUGAAGUUGUCUUUUCCACUUGGCCUAUAUCCUCAAAGGUUAUAAAUGCUACAGUUUGCUAUACAUCAAGCGAGAACCUGUUUUUGGCAAUGGUUGGGAUGCAUUUAUCGAGUGUCAAGUUCCCCAUCAAAGACAUCUCUGCCACCUUCUGCAGCCCCAACUUGACUUCAGAAUCACUUCUCCGUAACAUUGUCAACAAAGCUUGUGAUCACAGUUUGGCUAUGAUGACAAACUGUUUAAUAUUCAUGAAGCCUGUUGCUACCAGAUCCGAGGGAGAAAUGUUCUGCUGUGGCUGAGGAUUUCCAGUAAGAUGCAGUGUGAGAAAAAGAACAGGCAAUGGUUCUUUUAUAGAGUUCACGAUUGACCUCACCCCAUCAAACAAACUGAGAAAAUCGACCCAAUAUCGCCAUUUACAAGAAUGGCUGAUGCUUACUAUACCCUCAAGUUGUAAGAGUUAAAAUUACAUUGGCCUCAACGUUACUUGGAUUUGGAUGGAAUAUUGAUGUGUUUUAACACGGUAUGUUCAACUGCUGCUUUCUAUACCCUCAAGGCUGGAAUUCUAGGAUCUCUGAUCAACGGUGACUUGUAAGAGUUAAAAUUACAUCAGCCUCAACGUUACUCGGAUUUGGAUGUAAUAUUGAUGUGUUUUAACACGGUAUGUUCAAUUUUCUUAAAUAUUUACUUGCAUUUGGGCAAAUAUCUAUUUAUGUAUAUCUUCUAGUCAAUACCUAAUUAUACAUCAGGAGGUAUAGGAAGUUUUGGGCAAAUAUGAGUAAAGAAUGAUGUACAUGAAUGUUGAAUAUUGAGAGAUUUUAUUUUAAGUUCAACUUCACUAUAAAUAUUUUUCUUUUA
Messenger RNA from Gossypium raimondii (Peruvian cotton), 3892 nucleotides. Its product is annotated as protein FLOWERING LOCUS D. The transcript is spliced from 5 exons. Gene Ontology annotation, molecular function: oxidoreductase activity; protein binding. Bases 119 to 2869 code for a protein of 916 amino acids. The record is from RefSeq and is a predicted model, not a curated record. NCBI's taxonomy places the organism in Eukaryota, Viridiplantae, Streptophyta, Magnoliopsida, Malvales, Malvaceae.